Molecule: messenger RNA, 1011 nt
Organism: Megalobrama amblycephala (Wuchang bream)
Lineage: Eukaryota; Metazoa; Chordata; Actinopteri; Cypriniformes; Xenocyprididae
Product: immunoglobulin kappa light chain-like
Exons: 4
Coding region: 59-832 (257 amino acids)
Biological process (GO): immune response; immunoglobulin production
Source: RefSeq, a predicted model, not a curated record
CUCUGGAGGUCUUUAUAGAUCUGUGAGUUUAUGAUUUUAUGAUUGACAUCUCUCCUUCAUGAUAACAGAUCCAAAAGCAAACAUGACUUUAAUAACCAUCAUUAUUUGGACACUCACAACCUGCACCUGGAGUUCUGUGGGACAAACUCUGACUCAAUCUGAAGCUCAAACAGUUCAGCCUGAUCAGACUGUCACUAUUCACUGUAAUCAUAAACCAGCAAUAAACUGUAUUAGAACAAAUAAGUAUUGUAUGGCCUGGUACCAUCAGAUUCCUGGAGAUGUUCCUAAACUCCUGAUAUAUUCGACAUCAGACAGAGCUUCAGGUGUUUCUUCUAGAUUCAGUGGCAGUGAAAGUGGAAAUAAAAUGGAUUUUACUCUGACUAUCAGUGGAGUCCAGCCUGAAGAUUCAGGAGUUUAUUACUGUCAGAGUCAACACAGUAAGACAGGAGACUCAAAGAACCCAGACUGGGUGUUCACGUUCGGUGGAGGAACUCGACUCUCUGUUGGAACUGCCACUCGUCCCACUCUCACGGUCCUGCCGCCCUCCAGAGACGAGCUGCAGCAGGGUAAGGCUACAGUGGUGUGUGUGGGCAGUAAGGGAUUCCCCUCUGACUGGAAGCUGAGCUGGAAGGUGGAUGGCAGCAGCAGGAGCUCUGCUGUGAAUCUGAGUCCCAGUGUGCUGCAGAAGGAUGGACUGUACAGCUGGAGCAGCAGCCUGAGCCUCACUGAGAGUGAGUGGAGCAGAGCAACAACCAUCAGCUGUGACGCCACGCACCCAUCCCAGAAUGCAGUGACCGAGAGCCUGAACACACAGCAGUGUGAUGACCAGUGAAACACACACACAUCACACAGAGAUUAUAGGCAUGAAUAAUUAUUCAUUCUUACACACACAGUGUACCAUUUUGCUCUGUAUGUUAAUCUUUCUUUAAUCCUGUUUUAACAUGUAACUUUUCAAUAAAUGUGUGUUUGUUACAUUUUUUUUUACCAAUUAAAAGCUUUUUGAAUCAUUAA